Messenger RNA from Saccoglossus kowalevskii, 1446 nucleotides. RefSeq lists its product as uncharacterized. Gene Ontology annotation, molecular function: pyridoxal phosphate binding; carboxy-lyase activity. Gene Ontology annotation, biological process: carboxylic acid metabolic process. The record is from RefSeq and is a predicted model, not a curated record. NCBI's taxonomy places the organism in Eukaryota, Metazoa, Hemichordata, Enteropneusta, Harrimaniidae. Gene Ontology annotation, cellular component: cytoplasm.
AUGGCGGACGUGCAGUCGGAACUCGAGCUCGACGAAAACACCCGAAGACUAUAUUUAUCGAAGGUGAAUGAAAUUGUGGAAGAGCAUAUGAGGAGUGUCGAAGGGAACAAGCUCAAACCGUACGGCCUUAAAAGUGACAAGGGAGCUGGUAUCAGGAAUAACGGCAUAGAUGAACACGGCGCAGAUUUAGAUGAAAUAUUGAAUGCAGUUAAAGACCAUGUACUCCAUGAUGGUCUACAAAGUAACCAUAGCAACAAUUUUGCGUACUUGUGCCCUGGUGGAGUUUUUAGUUCGGCACUCGCCAGCUACUUGGCCGCCUACACCAAUCCUUAUGUCGGGUCUUUUGAAACGAAUCCUGCUGGGGUACGAAUGGAGCAUAUGGUAAUCGACUGGGUAGCAGGGAUGAUGGGUUUCCCAGCAGGCUAUGCAGGCAAUAUUACUCCCGGUGGAUCUAAUGCAACCCUUCUAGCCGUUACCGCCGCCAGAGAGAAUAUAAAUGUCCGAUGUGGUGAUUACAAUAGGUUGGUAGUGUACAUUACAGACUGGACACACCAGUGUUUCCGUAAAGCACUAUUUACUGCUGGAUUGAAGGAAACUGUUAUACGUAAAGUGCCCGUGGACGCUGAGUAUAGAAUGGAUGUAAAAAUACUAAAGGCACUAAUUGCACAGGACAUCGAGGAAGAGCUUAUCCCGUUUAUGAUUGGCAGUACCAUUGGAACUGCUGUCAUUGGAGCGGUUGACGCAAUUGGUAGAAUAGCGGAUGUCGCUAAUGAAUAUGGUAUCUGGCUACAUGUAGAUGCGGCGUAUGGAGGAUUUUUUGUUUUGGUGGAAGAACUGAAGGACUACUUUAAUGACGUAUGCAGAUGUGACUCGAUAAUUGUGGAUCCGCAUAAAUGUAUUACUACGACGUUGUUCAUGCCGUUUGGUUAUGGAAUUUUCAUCGUCAAGAAGGGAAAAAUUCUGCAGUCCUGUUUCCGCCAUGACAGCUUGUUUGUUACUACCAUGCAAGAUGAAGAAGAGUCCCCCGUUAACAUUUCAAUUGAGAGAACGAAACCAUUCAGGGCUCUGGGACUGUGGCUACCACUAAGACUGCAUGGUGUUGCAGCAUUCAGGCGUUGUUUGGAGGAAAAACUUUGCCUAGCACGAUAUAUGUACAGGAGUCUGAAAGAGAUACCAGGAUUCCGUGUCGGACCAUAUCCACAGCUAACCAUUGUAUUAUUCAAGUACGACACCGGAAAUGAAACCAGGAACAACGAUAUCAAUCGUGAAUUACAUAACGCAAUUUUGAAAGAUGGUCACUUUUAUAUUUCCUCGGCAAUUAUAGACAAUAAUUUUUUUCUUAGAACCUGUAUUCUAAAUUCUCGUUCACAUAGAAACGUUAUUGACGAGUUUUUGUCUACCCUCAAAAAAUUAACAACGUGUCUAUUACAAACACUCGGACCAUAA